Molecule: messenger RNA, 1788 nt
Organism: Ramularia collo-cygni
Lineage: Eukaryota; Fungi; Ascomycota; Dothideomycetes; Mycosphaerellales; Mycosphaerellaceae
Exons: 4
Coding region: 1-1788 (595 amino acids)
Source: RefSeq, a predicted model, not a curated record
AUGAGCUUGCCAGCGUCGGCAACCAUACCUCUAUCAUGUAAAGUGUGCACCAGACGCAGCGACUACUCUGAUCUUUCGCAUCUACUCACCCACAUUGCCAGCAAAGCUCACCUUAGCAACUACUACAAUUUGAAGCUCAAAAGCGGUCACGAUGCCGAAGCCCAGCGGACCAUUGAUGAGUACGACGACUGGUAUGACGAGUGGGGCUUUCAGGAUAUGAUGCAGGAGAGAAUGGCCCAGAAGGAGAUCAAGAAGGAAUCGAACAAGGAAACGAACGGUGGUGGCGGUGGAAGUGGUGCGUCGGUGCGGAGAGGGUCGACUCCUGGCCUUGCAAUGGCGUCCGUCCGCGGUACACCAGCACCAGCAAGCGGAAGCCGAAGACAGAGUCGUCUGCGUAGUAGAACGAUGCAGCACGUGGACCCGUCUCUCCGCCCCAAUACCCGGCUGGCUCAGCAUCCUCGGUCUCGUCCCCAGUCUCGUCCCGAUACGCCCGUGGACACCUUCUCCCAAGACACCGACUAUAGUCGGGCCAACAGCGCUGCACUCCCACCAGUACAGAACUUCUCGUUUUCUGGCUCCCGCUCGCCCAUCAAGCAGGAGAGUAUAUCGAGCGAGUACUCCGAUGGGUCUUAUGAGGUCCCUCAGGUGAAGACACGUCGUCGUCGUCGCGCCCAAGCCCACCUGAUGAGCGGUUCUAAUGCGUCGAUCAAUGACGACAACGCCAUUGAAGAGCUCGUCAACGACAACACGAAGCUGAAAGGCAUUGUCUGGCCAGGCAUGGAUCUGUUCGACUCGGCUACGCCUGACAUGAAGCGGAAGCGCAACCAGAAGAAGCACGGGUCUGUCCUGCUGCUGUUGCAAGCAACCAGUGAGGAGACCGACCCGUUGGAGAUGGUCUUCCGAGGCGGGAGCCUCCAGGUGCAACGCACCAUAACCGGCAACCCAGAGUCGGAUGACAAUUUGAUCUCGGGCGAGUCUGAACCGGAACCCGACGCGACAGAGAAGAAGCCGGCUCGCCGUCGUGCUCGGGCUCCCCUCGCCGACAAGAACACCAACAACGGACGCGUUCUGCGCAAAAGUGAGCGUGGAGGUACUCGCACACGUCAAUCGGGUCGUCCCAUCAAGGUCCAACAGCGUGAUCCGGAGGAAGACGAAGAUGAUGCGGUGACAUAUCGUCAAGAGAAGAAGCGUCGCACGGGGUUGAGCAUUCAUCGCGAUAACAGUGGUCCGGAUAUCACCUUUGGCCCGCAGUCAUCCUCGAUGAAUGUCCUCACCUCUGCAUUUGACAAUCCAAGUAGGUCGAAUUCGCUCCGCCGAUCGACACCAGUUCCAAUAGAUUUUGGCCCGAAUAGCCCACUGAAUGUCCCACUGAAUGUCGACACCUACACCCCUCGGACCCACUAUCGUCAGCAGUCGAAUUCUUGGGGUCAACUCAACGCUGGCUUUCGUCCGAUUGGGUUCGGCGGACACAACAUGCCGUCGAUAAGCACAAACAACUUCGGACAGUACAACAGCCAUGUGGCGACAGCGCCCCAGCACCACUCGACGUUGGCAUCCCAGCAACAUUUUGGCCAGAGCUAUGCCGUAUCUCACAACGACAAUCCUCUUUUCCAGCCGCACCCAAGCAACAACGACUUGUUGGAGUACAGCAUGUUUGGAUUCGAUGCUCCUGAUCUCGGCAUCCCGGACAUGACCUUUCAAGGCGCCGGCGAGAUCCCCAAUCCGCUGUUCCUCGGCGGCAAGAGCGAUGAUGAGGAAACUGUCUCUGCUGCGAACAGCGAGCACUGA